AUGCCUGGACAGAAGCUCAUCGUUUGCUUGGUGCAAUUUCUCGAGCGUACACUCCUCGAUUUCGUGCAGAGGCUUGAAGGAAACGGGUACAGUAAUGGCUCAUUGGACGACAGUGGGCAGCCUGAAACGCCAACCACCGUACUUUGGUUGUAUUAUUUGCUGGCGCAGCACUACGACAGAUUGGGAUCUGUGCAUCAGGCUCUCAUGUACAUCGAUCGCGCCAUCCAGCAUACUCCGACGCUGAUUGAGCUCUACAUGAUCAAGGCCAAAAUCUACAAGGUGAGAUUUUGCUUUUUGGCGCCUCGCUGUUUGCACACCACCAUAACAGGCCACUCCACUGGCAACAUUGUGACAGGCGAGUGGCCAGCAUUAAACAGUUAUUUUUAUUAA
Messenger RNA from Gongylonema pulchrum, 390 nucleotides. The record is from the annotation of a GenBank genome assembly. NCBI's taxonomy places the organism in Eukaryota, Metazoa, Nematoda, Chromadorea, Rhabditida, Gongylonematidae.